AGAUCCUAUGCGUUUCUGCUCGUCUUUCUAGGGUUUCUGAACUUCUCCCUUCUUUGAUUCCUCCCUUUGUUCCCAAGCAUGUUCCAGGGUGGUUGCUGUUUGGUUUCCUAGCAAAUUUUGGCCUUUUCCAGUGAUUUUUUUUUUUUUGUUUGUCCUUCUUUCUUUGCACCUGGAAAGAUGAAACCUCGUUUCUUUCCUAGAAAAUUUAGGAUACUUUCUUUCUGGGUUUUCCUUCUUUUUCUGUGCUUUUAAAAACUUCCUCUGAGUUGUCAUUAUUAAUCUCUUCAGAAUUUGUAAUUUUUCUUUGCAAAGGUUGAAACUUUAGUAUUAGCUACACACUGCAUAACUACUCAAUAUAUAUCUGGGGACUUUGCUCAAUUUUGAAGAUGGUGAGAGGAAAAAUUGUGAUGAAAAGGAUCGAGAAUGGAGCAAGCAGACUAGUGACCUUCUCGAAGCGUCGAAAUGGGCUGCUUAAGAAGGCUUUUGAGCUAUCUGUUCUCUGUGAUGUCGAAGUGGCAGUUAUCAUCUUCUCACAAAAUGGAAAACUUUAUAAGUUCUCAAGCUCCGAAAUGACUCUCAUGAUAUGCUUUGCUGCUGGAACAAAUCCAUUUGGGUGCAUUUUGCCUUUCUCAAACAUGUCUAUUAGGGUUUGCAAAAGCUUCACUGCUAGGAACUAAAAACUGUAAUUCUAGUUUUUAGCCUGCGUGCCACCAUUUCUUUUUCAUUAGAUGAAUAAAAAAUUCUAUUAAUU
Rubroshorea leprosula is the source of this 751-nucleotide messenger RNA. NCBI's taxonomy places the organism in Eukaryota, Viridiplantae, Streptophyta, Magnoliopsida, Malvales, Dipterocarpaceae. The record is from the annotation of a GenBank genome assembly.